GAUAAUUUGCCACCUAGCUAAAAUCGGAAGGUUGCCCUCACUUGACUGCAAACCUCACUGACCGGUGCGAAAUGGCGAGAGAGGGUGAAGUGGUUUGCGUCACCGGCGGCAGCGGCUGCAUUGGAUCCUGGCUCGUCCGUCUCCUUCUCGACCGUGGCUACUCCGUCCACGCCACCGUUCAGGAUCUCAAGGAUGAGAGUGAAACGAAACAUCUAGAAGCUCUGGAAGGAGCAGAGGCCCGUCUCCGUCUCUUCCAAAUCGAUCUCCUUAACUAUGCCUCUAUCCUCACUGCCGUCAGUGGCUGCGCUGGAGUCUUCCACCUCGCCUCUCCCUGCAUCGUCGAUGAAGUUCUAGAGCCCGAGAAACAACUUCUGGACCCGGCGAUCAAGGGAACGCUAAACGUGUUGACGGCGGCAAAGGAAGCAGGGGUGAGUCGCGUGGUGGUGACUUCAUCCAUCUCAGCUAUUAUUCCGAGCCCUAAUUGGCCGGCCGAUAUCGUCAAGUCUGAGGAUUGCUGGACCGACAUUGAGUACUGCAAGCAGAAAGGAUUAUGGUAUUCGCUUUCUAAAACCCUAGCUGAGAAAGCUGCUUGGGAUUUUGCCAAAGAGAAAGGUUUGGAUGUGGUGGUGGUAAAUCCUGGGACGGUAAUGGGCCCUGUGAUCCCUCCUAGGCUCAAUGCAAGCAUGUUAAUGCUUGUUCGCAUUCUCCAGGGAUGCACUGAAACGUAUGAGAACUUUUUUAUGGGAUCUGUGCAUUUCAAAGAUGUAGCUCUAGCACAUAUAUUGGUGUACGAGAACAAAUCAGCAAGUGGAAGGCACUUGUGUGUUGAAGCUAUAUCUCAUUAUGGUGAUUUUGUGGCAAAGGUUGCUGAAAUUUACCCUGAAUAUGAGGUGAAAAGGUUGCCAAAGGAUACCCAACCUGAGUUGUUAAGGACGAAGGAUGGAUCAAAGAAGCUGAUGGACUUGGGCUUACAAUUCAUACCCAUGGAGCAAAUUAUCAAGGAGGCUGUUGAGAGUUUAAAGAGCAGGGGAUUUAUUUCUUGAAUUGAGCUUCAAGCAUCACUGAAGAACUUCAAGGAGCCAAUUACUAGCUGCAUAUGCUCACGAACACCCGGUAACCUAUCUAUCUUGUAAAUUGACUGGGUGGUGAAGACAAGUAUGUAUGAAUAAUUCUAGGCAAUAAAGUAAGCUUAUUUACUUCAAUUAGUAUGUCCUUGCAAUCUUUUCCUGGUAUGUAAUCGAGAAAAAAACUAGAUUGUUGUAUGUUUCAAGAAGUUUUGUCAGGUAGUAUUUCUUCCAAGUUGCUUCUCGACAGAGUUGAAUUUGUAAGAAUUUUUGUAGUAAAAACGGAGGUACUUGGUAAGUUGCAAAUGUGUAAAAAAAUGAUAUUUGUUAACAAUCAAAAUGGCUGCUCUGCACUUUCUGCCUUGA
Molecule: messenger RNA, 1430 nt
Organism: Carya illinoinensis
Lineage: Eukaryota; Viridiplantae; Streptophyta; Magnoliopsida; Fagales; Juglandaceae
Product: cinnamoyl-CoA reductase 1-like
Exons: 6
Coding region: 72-1043 (323 amino acids)
Molecular function (GO): oxidoreductase activity, acting on the CH-OH group of donors, NAD or NADP as acceptor
Source: RefSeq, a predicted model, not a curated record